AUUUUUGAGUAACAUAUAAUCUUAAUAUAUAUUAUCAGUUUCCUUAUUCUAAUUGAAAGGUAGCAAUGAUUUUCAACAAGCUAUUCUCCAACCGCUCCCGAAACUGGCAUACCCCUGAGAUCCCAGAAGAGGGUAUUAUAAGGAACCCAAGGUGAAAGGAGCCACACGCUGCGAGAAAGCACCCACUACAGGCCCGAAGAGGAGUCCCAGACAGACGGAGAAGAUGCUCAAGUGGGCCGUCAACCAGCCGCGACCCUCGUACCUGGCAAGGGACGAGCUGAUGGCCGCCAGCGAGGCGGUGGGCUCCAGCUACAGCGAGUUCCACGCCCUGCGCGGCAAGCUCAGGAGGAAGUCGCUCUCGCUCUCCCUGGGCCUGGGCAAGGAGAACCAGCUGACCUCCACGCCUCUCCCGGCCAGCUCCCUGACGCUCCACACCCGCACGCCCCCGCUGAAGGACCUCAGCAACAUCCUGGCCACACCACCAUCGGCAGGGGGAGGAGGAGCCCCAGGAGCAGUGCCCUCCACAGCUGCAGCUCCACCCAAGUUCGCAUGCACCCUGCCCACCUUCGAGGCGGAGUACUCGCCCAACGCCACCGUCAUCCCGGGCUCCCUGAUCGCCCUGCGCGGCGUGGGCAUCCCGGACAGCUACUUCGAGAAGCCGCGCUACCUGGAGCAGAAGGACCUGCCCCAUCCCGCUCCGCCGGCCGCUGGACAGACCACACUCAGCUCCAGCCAGAUGGGCGAUGUCACGCUGGAGCGCAUGAUCGACGCCAUCCUGGAGAGCAACCGCAAGGUGCUGCCCAACGCCAGGCAGCCCAGGCAGCACCUCCGCCAGCGCCACCGGCAGCAGGUGCUCCGGAGCAGCCACAGCCACGCCCAGGUCCCCUCGCCCACCUACCGCCCCGCCUUCGAUCCGGCCAGCGACCUGUGCGAGUACUGGAAGUCGCCCUCGCGGAGGGAUUCCCUGCCAGCCGACGGCUUCGAGGAGCGGGAGGUGUGCUCCCCCGUGCCACUGGCCCCCAAUCCCGUCCAGUCGCAGGGCAAGAGGCACUCCCUGCAGCUGCGCAGGCAGCGGGUGGUGCGGCGCAAGCGCAAGAUCACCACCAAGAUCUCCUCCAGCGUCAGACAGUCGGCGCAGAAGCUGCUGGCGGCGGCCAGGUCGGGAUCAGGAGCAGUGUCCGCCCAGAAGAUGCGCCACAUCAGCCCGGACAGCGGGCACAACUCCACCAGCGACUGCGAGCUGGAGGAGGAGCACUGCCCGCUGAGCCGGGGACUGGGCGGCGAGGAGCUGGAGGACGCCUGCCAGCUGGACGCCAUGUGGCUGCAAGUGCAGGCCAGGGAUGCCACCAAGCGACGCCUCAGCUUCUCCCUGGCGGAGCAGAGCUAAUCCUCGCGGAUAUUCCUAUAUUAUUUUUACACAACACUUUUUUUUCAU
Molecule: messenger RNA, 1435 nt
Organism: Drosophila biarmipes
Lineage: Eukaryota; Metazoa; Arthropoda; Insecta; Diptera; Drosophilidae
Exons: 2
Coding region: 224-1387 (387 amino acids)
Source: RefSeq, a predicted model, not a curated record